Messenger RNA from Salvia splendens (bonfire salvia), 1785 nucleotides. RefSeq lists its product as uncharacterized. The transcript is spliced from 3 exons. The record is from RefSeq and is a predicted model, not a curated record. Bases 1 to 1785 code for a protein of 594 amino acids. Lineage: Eukaryota; Viridiplantae; Streptophyta; Magnoliopsida; Lamiales; Lamiaceae.
AUGAGCCACCUGAAUGCUUUUUAUGAACUGACAAACUCUCAUAGACCUCCAAAUGUGGAGCAUCAUCGGAUUAAGAGGGCAUUAUUUCCGUUCUCAUUGAGGGAGAAAGCAAGAGCGUGGUAUGAUUCAUUACCGGGCUACAACAUUACAACAUUCCAAGAGUUGAAGUCGUUGUUUCUUUUGGAAUACAACUCUCCAAUGAAGAUCGAGAAGUUGAGAGAAGAGAUCACUUCAUUCCGACAGAAAUAUGAUGAGUCCUUCGCAGAAGCAUGGAAGAGAUUCACAGAAAUGCUAAGGAAAUGCCCAAGUCACGGCACGAGAUUAGUCACUGCAGGCUCAAAUGGGAACUUAGAUGAUCUAACUCAUGAUGAAGUGAGAGCCUUGUUUCAAAGAUUAGCAAAUAAUCAAAGGAAUUGGCAUAAUCCAAGAAGAGCGGCUGAGAAGGCAGGAGAUACAUUUGGUGCUACCAAAGAUGCGGAAAGAGUGACAGCAAUUGAGGCUCAAUUGGCAGACAUAAGCACCCAAAUGUCGUCAAUGACAAAGGCAGUUAAAUCUCUUCAACUGACUCCUCAACCUCAAGCAGUGACUGUGAUGAAGUGUGGGUUGUGCCAAGGAGGACAUCAUACGGAUCAAUGUCCAAGUCUUCAAGGACCACCAGUGGAGGACGUGAACUACAUCGGUAACAAUCGUCAAGGGUUCAACCAAGGCAAUCAAUACAACAAUCAGCAGAAUUGGAGGCCUCAACAAACAAACUGGAAUCAAGCUGGUCCUAGCAACACCUCGGGUAAUCAAUGGAGGAACAACACUCAACCCCCAGGUUUUGAGAAGAAGUCAUCAGUGGAUGAUCAAUUGGGACAAAUUUUCUCUUUUAUGACUAAAAGUCAAAAGGAGAAUGAGAAUUUCAAGGAAAGAACAGUGGAAAAGUUUGGACAGAUGGAGGCUACAAUGAGAAAUCUUGAGACUCAAAUUGGACAGCUUGCUACAGCAUCGCAUACAAGAAUUCCUAAUACUAUCCCGAGUAAUACAGUGCCCAAUCCGAAAGACAAUGAACAGUGUAAGGCUGCAUCCGGCAGCAAGGAACAUGGUGAAGAGUCCGAUUCAAGUGGAAAGUUUUCAGCAGAAGAGAAAGGAAAGAAGACAGUAGAAAUGGAGUCAAAGAGAAAGAUGACGACAAGUCCGGCACAAGAUCCGAAAAGUAAGUUCAACUUCCCUGAUCAUAUUCCUCUUCCACCAUAUCCACCCAAGAGGAAAAAGAGGGUUCCAAAAGAGAAAAGCUUUGAGUGGAUGAUGAAUGUGAUCCGAAAAGUGAAUGUGGAUGUUUCAUUAGUGGACCUCUUCACUAAUUUCCCCAAGUUCUCCAAGUUCUUCAAGGACAUGAUGUCAAAUAAGGAGAAACUACAAGACGAGGGGAUAGUGGCUUUGAGCAUGAAUUGCUCACAACUAAUUUCUGGAAUGAUGCCAAUGAAGAAGAGGGACCCCGGAAGUUGUGUGAUUCCUUGUGAGAUCGGCAAUACAAUCUUCACAAAAUACUUAUUAGAUCAAGGAUCGAGGAUCUCACUAAUGGCUUUGAAAACUGCUCGUGCUAUUGGACUAGAGGAGAGAAUGGAGCCUAUUGACAUUGCUCUACAAUUGGCUGAUCAUUCCAUAGUGAAGCCCACUGGAAUAGUAGAGGAUUUCUUGGUCAAAGUCGACAAAUUUGUCAUCCCUGUUGACUUCAUAGUCUUGGACAUGCCCGAGGACAAAGAGGUACCAAUCCUGUUUGGUAGACCAUUUCUUGCCACAUGA